UCCCCGUCGGGGAGUCACAAGUCUCACUGGCAAGGAAACAGAGGACUUCAAAUACACUCACCUGUUUGUUCAAUCACUGAGACGUGUUACGUUCACAUCCAGUCAAGCUACACUAUAACACGGCUCCUGUAAUAGCGUGUCCAGCUACCUCUGGAAUGUGUGACGUCUUCACGACAUCUUGAAAGCAGAGAAUAUACCUGCUAACAGGUGUACACUCUCUAAGCAUGGAGACGACAUAUCUUGGAGUGUGGGACUAUGUGGUGUUUUCACUGACGUUACUACUCUCUGCUGCUAUAGGUGUUUACUACGCCAUCAAAUCAAGGAAUGAAAGUUCAAUUCAAGAAUUUCUGAUGGCUUCUGGAAAUAUGGGCGUUAUACCUGUGGCUAUGUCCAUUCUACUCUCCUUCAUGUCCGCCAUCUUCAUCCUUGGUUUCCCCGCGGAGAUUUACACGGAAGGGACCCAGUUUUACCUGCAGGUGCUCGCCAGUAUGUCGGGCUGUGUUGUGUCUGCGCUACUGUAUGUCCCCAUGCUUUACCCACUGAAACUAACAAGCGCAUUUGCGUAUCUGGAGAAGCGGUUCGACUCCCGUGCCGCCAAACUGACAGGGACAUGCAUCAUGAUAAUUCAGCAGGUGUUGUACAUGGGAAUUGCAUCGUUUGCUCCAUCAACGGCUUUAGAAGCGGUCACUGGGUUUCCGACAUGGGCCACCAUCAUCACUGUAGGACUGGUGUCAACGUUCUACACCUCACUGGGUGGAAUGAAAGCAGUUGUGUGGACAGACGUGUUUCAGUCAGUGGUGAUGCUUGCCGGGCUACUAGCAAUAGUCAUUCAGGGAUCCAUCGUGGUUGGCGGCAUGGGAGAAGUGUGGAGAAUUAACGAAGAAUGGGGAAGAAUUAAUUUCUUUAACUUUGAUCCAGAUCCCACUGUCCGCCAUUCCUUCUGGUCACUGGUCAUUGGUGGGAUGAUAGGCUGGACGGCGACUUACGGGGUCAACCAGGCCAGUGUCCAGCGCUACUGUGCACUGCCAACACUACAGAAGGCCAAACUUUCGGUGAUGCUGAAUGUCAUUGGCGUUAUCAUUCUAUUGACCAUCGUGUGUCUUGCCGGAAUCAUUAUCUUCGCCUAUUACGCUAAAAAAGGAUGUGACCCACUGUCUGCAAAAUACGUCACUAACUCGAACCAACUGAUACCCUACUUCGUGAUGGAGGUGCUCGGAUAUCCCGGUCUCCCAGGAUUGUUCAUCUCAUGUCUCUUUAGUGGAGCACUCAGCACGAUGUCCUCCUGUCUGAACGCCCUGGCUGCUGUCUGCUGGGAGGACUUCCUGAAGCCAGUCCUCGGGGAAAGACUGACCGAGGGACAGAAAACACUCGUUACAAAAUUGUUGGUUCUGUUUUUCGGUGGCGCUGGUAUCGGGAUGUCUUUUAUGGCAAUGAAUUUAGGAGGAACAGUUUUACAGGCAUCGUUGAGCUUCACUGGGGCUGCCUCGGGGCCUCUGCUGGGGAUGUUUGCUCUCGGCGCCUUCUUCCCAUGGGCCAAUUGGAUUGGAGCAGUGGUCGGAGGUAUUCUAGGGUUGGCGUUUCCCUUGUGGAUCAGCAUAGGAGCCUACACGGUUGUGGGAGCUCCAACUGGCCUUGACUACCCAACAUACAACUGCAGCGUCCCCAACACCACCGACUCCAUGACAACAACAAUGUCCUCCAUCAUGACAACUGGGCCCGUCGAAUAUACUGGUAUCAACGCCCUGUACACCGUGUCAUAUUUGUGGUACCCGGCUAUUGGAGCAGCGACAGUGAUCAUUGUUGGUCUCAUUGUGAGCGCUAUCACGGGUAUGAAUCGACUAGGUGAUGUGGACACAAAGUAUCUGGUACCUUUCUUCGACCGACUCUUCUGCUGCCUCCCCGGCCCAAUCAGCAGGUGUCUCCGUUGUAACCAGGAGUUCAGAGACCCGGAGGAAAUAGCAUCUGAAAAGGAUGAGGAGAUUGUGAUACCAGCGUCUGGUGAUCUUGUCAGCAGUUCCGGCAAGGAGAAGUUACCCCUGAACGGGUCGGGACAUAUGCCUGUGUAUGGAUUAUCAUAUAAAGAGAACAACGAAAAUAAAACCGGAUUUAUCAACCCAGCUGCCGAUGUCUUCAACGAUCAGAAACAGCAAAACGGAACAAAGUUCUGAAUCACUCUUUAUAAGGAUCUCAAAUUGAUAAAUGUAUUCAAAUGUGACCUGUCAGGAGAAAAGGAACCUUAUGCGUGCUGUAGAAAGACGUUUCACGCAACCUACUUCCUUAAAAAUCUCCAUUUAGAUCUAUGUGAACUGUACAAACAUAUCUUAUUUUCUCUUGCUAGGUCGUAAUGUAAUAAAAACAUUACGCCAAAACAAAGUAGCACAUAUGUCUACUAUCGAUUCAUCGGUCACUAUAUCGAAAUUUGUACUACAGUUCCAAGGCUGAAAAUGGGAUUUGCAGAACAUUAGUCCAACUGUUUGAAGCCAGGUAUCUCUUGAAUGAAUAUGUAUUGAAGCCAGUGGAUUGUGUUCCUGUGUUCCUGAGAUGCUGUAGUAAUAAAAUAUGAUGAGAAGUCUAAAUGUGACGUUUCACCCAUAAGGUCCCUUAUCUCAUAGUUGGUCACGCAUGUUGAUUCAUGUACGGUCACGUUGAUAUCCAACAACUAUUUUAUACAACACAAUGUGUUGUAGAGGAUUUCUUUUUGUUAUAUCAUCAUUUCAUAGUGAUUCAUAAACACAUGCUCAUGACACAGUCGGAAUCGUACAAUCGACUCUUCUUUGAGCAGAGCUUUCGUUCAGGGGUUUUCUGUUUGAUACACACCUCUGUAUGUAUCAGUAUGUAUCUGUAUGUCUCUGUAGAUUCAUUACAACAUGUAGCAGGCUUUCAAAUUUCGAAUGUAUCAACAAGUGAACAACACUUUACGUACAGUACGUAUUUAAUAUCGCUGAACAUACGCCCGUCGACGUGGUUCAGUGGAUCGAGUGUCUCCCUGCAGAGCGGAAUGUCAGGGUUUUGAUCCCGGCCGCGUCAUACGAACUACGUAACACGCUCACACACACUAUGGCAAUUUCUCACACACACGCACACACACGUGCAUGCACGUCAAUUUUCGUCAAAUGAUCUUAAACCACAAUUCCUUUCACCUUAUAUAGUCAGGUUUUUCCUUUUCUUUGUGAGAUUGUUUUACCUGUAUGCAAAACCUAUUAAUAAAACCAAUACAAUGCCAUUUUGAACUCUGAUUAUAUAUCGAUGUGUAUAUAGUUUUAAGAUAUGUGAAUGUUGCUUGUGUAAAAAGUGAAUACAAUAUGUCUCUACCCAUCAUCAUUAGAUGUGUAUAUUCAUGAAUAAACAGUUUUAUACUUUUACUAAAA
Molecule: messenger RNA, 3368 nt
Organism: Haliotis rufescens (red abalone)
Lineage: Eukaryota; Metazoa; Mollusca; Gastropoda; Lepetellida; Haliotidae
Product: sodium-coupled monocarboxylate transporter 1-like
Exons: 16
Coding region: 225-2168 (647 amino acids)
Biological process (GO): transmembrane transport; sodium ion transport
Cellular component (GO): membrane
Molecular function (GO): symporter activity
Source: RefSeq, a predicted model, not a curated record